AUGUACAACGUUAAAGCACGGCACGAUUUAAAUGACUCCUUGACAACAACACUUGAGAUAUUUGCCAUAGAGAUUGCCAAUGAAGCGCAGUCUAAAAACAUUGUUGUUGUUGUUGCUUACCGACCACCUUCGUGUUCUGUUGGAACUUUUUGCGAAUCAAUCGAUGAUGUCCUGACACGUUUAAAUGAAAAAAAUAAACACAUCGUGGUCACAGGAGACUUCAACAUAAACUUAACUGACGAUAUAAACAGCAAUAAUAACCAACUGCAACAAAUCAUGGAUCUGCACGGUCUUUGUAAAUUAAUAAAUCUCCCCACCAGAAUAACAGCAAACAAACAAUCAGUUAUUGACAACAUAUUUGUAGAUGGCUCGUUGAAUGUGUGCUUGCAAGGAGUGUUGGCCUGUGAUUUGUCUGAUCAUUUGCCGGUCCUCACACAAAUUUCUUUCAGCAAACAAGUAAAAAAAGAAAAACUCAUCGUAGUUCCUUCAACAAAAUUCUUGUUCUCAUCAAAUCGAAUCAGCAACUUAAAUAAACGACUUUGUGAAAUUGAUUGGACCGACGUAUAUGAUUGUUGGGAUGUCGAAAUGGCUUGGGUAAAAUUUGUCGAGCUUUUCAAAUGUUGUAUGAUAAAAUGCUGCCAAGUAAGUAAUAAUAAAAUUAAUAAGAUCAGCAAACAAAAGCCAUGGUUCAAUAGUGAAAAUAAAAAGAUACUGAAAGCUAAAAAUCGACUGUUUAAAAAAUUCCUUAAAAACCCAAAUGAUGAAAACAAUAAUAACUAUAAAUCUGCAAAUAAAAUUUAUAAAAAAAUAAAAAACAACGCAAAGAAACAGUAUUUCCAUAAUAUUCUAGAAAAUAACAAACAUGAUAUGAAAAAAUCAUGGAAAAUUAUGAAUGAUGUUCUGAGGAGAUCAAAUAACGACUCAAAAAGUAAUAAUAUACAUCUGAAAAGAAAUGGCCAGAUUGUAAAUGAUCCAGAAAAUGCUCUAAAUGAUCACUUUGUUUCUAUCGCCGAGAAACUUAACGUAAAUUUUGUUAAAACUUUUGAAUAUAAAAAAUCAAUGAAAAACAGUAUUCAAAAUUCAAUGUUCAUAAGUUCAGUGACAACGUCAGAGAUAAACUAUCAAGAUCCCUGGGCGCCAUCAACAGAAUCAAAUUCUUUCUACCAAGACGCUCUCUAA
This is a messenger RNA of Helobdella robusta, 1179 nucleotides long. RefSeq lists its product as hypothetical. NCBI's taxonomy places the organism in Eukaryota, Metazoa, Annelida, Clitellata, Rhynchobdellida, Glossiphoniidae. The transcript is spliced from 2 exons. Gene Ontology annotation, molecular function: catalytic activity. Bases 1 to 1179 code for a protein of 392 amino acids. The record is from RefSeq and is a predicted model, not a curated record.